AUGUGGGCCGCAAAAAGCAUUACGGGCGUUGCUCUGCCGUUCGUUGCAAGUGCCUGCUUGAACAAGUUUGGCUCGAGUACGACUUUAAGAGCAUGGACUAUAACUACGUUAAUCACAACAUUACUCGCAUUACCAUUCAUGAAGCCCCGAAUUCCAGUGUCUCCAUCGGCAUCGGCCCGCCCUCUUGAUCUCAGCUUCCUUAGGCUGGCUACAUUUUGGAUGCUACAAGUAGGAAACAUCAUUCAAAGCUUCGGCUAUUUUCUACCCUCAACAUACCUUCCCUCCUACUCGACAGGUACUAUCGGUCUACCUGAGUUCAUGGGCACAUUGCUUGUAUCUCUUUUCAACGCAACCUCUGUCUUUGGCGGUAUCGGACUUGGGAUUCUAUGCGACCGAUUCAACGUGGCAAAUGUUCUUCUCCUGUCCUCUGUGGGAUCUGCACUCUCGGUGCUGCUCUUCUGGGGCAUGGCUUCGUCUGCAGAUCCAGGCUCCCACACCGGGGUCGGUUUACUAACCAUUUUUGCCAUUUCGUAUGGCUUUUUCGCUGGUGGGUUUAGCUCAACCUGGUCUGGUGUCAUCACGCAGAUUAAGCGUGAGUCCUCACCAUCGCUGGAGACUGGACUGGUUUUUGGUCUUUUGGCUGGCGGGAGAGGCAUUGGGAAUGUUAUCAGUGGGCCUUUGAGUACGGUUUUGAUCCAAAAGGGUUCGUUGGGUCAUGAUGGUGCGACAGGAUAUGAUACCCAGUAUGGUACUUUGAUUCUGUUUACGGGCAUAACUGCACUUUUGGGAGCUUGGAGCUGGAUGUGGCGGUAUAUGAGUCCUGCGGUGCGCUGUCUCGGCUGA
Molecule: messenger RNA, 843 nt
Organism: Penicillium odoratum
Lineage: Eukaryota; Fungi; Ascomycota; Eurotiomycetes; Eurotiales; Aspergillaceae
Product: putative MFS monocarboxylate transporter
Exons: 2
Coding region: 1-843 (280 amino acids)
Biological process (GO): transmembrane transport
Cellular component (GO): fungal-type vacuole membrane
Molecular function (GO): transmembrane transporter activity
Source: RefSeq, a predicted model, not a curated record